ACCCAUAUUCAUGCCCUGCUCCCUCCUUUCCUCCAUCAGAGCCUGAGCUCAGGAAAGACUCUGAUAAGCCCUUACAUUGUAAGCUUUAAGCAAAGGAAUGAAACUUCCAGUGUAGUAUUUGAAACACAAGGGAGUCAGUGCAGAAGGAGUUUGAGGGUGAGAGGGGGCCUUCUAGAAUACCAAGGAUUCAGCCCAUACAAGAAGCCAUUUAUUUGUAAGUCUGGCUUAUGUCAAAUAUUCUCUCUCUUGAAUCAAUAUCAAACAAUAUAUUUCAGUUAUGUAAACAUCUGAGGGUCAGAACCCAAGCUCAGUGCUCGUUGGUCACAGUGCUGGAGGAGGAGGAAAUGACACACAGACAGAUCCGCCUUACAAAUGCCAUAGAAGUCCGUGCAGAGUGUCACACAGAGCAUGGAGUUCUGGAGGUCAGCCAUCCAAAACCAGCUUCACCAAGCUAAAGUCAAGGCGUUGGUAUUAAAAUGUCUGACGACACCAAUGACACCUCAGCCACUGGAGACAAAGCAGAAAUUGCCAAGAUGCCUGAAGAGAAUGAAUUUUCACCCAAAGACACAGAAGCGCCCUGUGAUUCAGCUGUGAUUUCAAACGAGCCGACAGCAGCUGAUUCCAGAGGCGAUGGGCAUGAAAAUGCCACUGUCGAGGGUGCAGAGACCACUGACUCUGGGCACCCUGAGUGGCCUCAACACAGCAGUGUCAUGGAGCCCCCCCUCAAUGGAGAAGUGACUGACGACACGCUUGUUGAAUGCACUGACCCUGUCAGCCUUGAGGCAGAGCUUGGAUCAGAAAUACCCCUGAAAGAACAGAUUAAUCCGGCUGUGGAUUCACCUUCCCGUGGAGGAGGAUGGGCAGGCUGGGGCUCCUGGGGCAAAUCUCUGCUCUCAUCAGCAUCUGCUACAGUAGGUCAUGGAUUGACAGCAGUCAAGGAAAAGGCAGGGGCUACCCUGCGGAUUCAUAGUGUAAAUUCCAGCUCUCCGGAAGGGGCCCAAGCUGGUGCUGAAAAUGGAGUCCCUCAGAGUGUGGCCACAGAUCAGAGCCCUGCAGAAAGCCCAACCACUUCUCCUGCAUCCGGGUCUCGGGGCAUGCUGUCAACCAUCACCCAUGUAGUUCAAAACACAGGUAAAAGUGUCUUAACGGGCGGUCUUGAUGCUUUGGAAUUCAUCGGUAAGAAAACCAUGAAUGUCCUCGCGGAGAGUGACCCAGGCUUUAAACGGACCAAGACGCUCAUGGAGAGAACCGUUUCCUUAUCGCAGAUGUUAAGGGAAGCCAAGGAGAAAGAGAAGGAGAGACUGGCCCAGCAGCUGACAGCCGAGAGGACUGCCCACUAUGGGAUGCUGUUUGAUGAGUAUCAAGGUUUGUCACACCUGGAAGCUCUGGAAAUUCUAUCCAACGAAAGUGAAAGCAAGGUUCAGUCAUUUUUAGCAUCCCUCAGUGGAGAGAAGCUGGAACUCUUAAAAAACGACCUGAUUUCCAUUAAAGACAUCUUUGCAGCCAAAGAAUUAGAGAAUGAAGAGAGUCAAGAAGAACAAGCCUCAGAGGAAAAGGGAGAAGAAUUUGCUAGCACGCUUACAGAACUUCUCUUUGAAUUACACGUCGCGGCCACGCCUGAUAAGCUCAAUAAGGCCAUGAAGAAAGCUCAUGACUGGGUAGAAGAAGAUGAGGCCACGGUGUCCAUAAAUAUGGCGGAACAGUCAGAGGAGAACACUGGAGAGGAAGAGACGGAAGAGAAACCAGAAAAUCCUGAAGAAGACAAAAAGGAAGAAAGGAGAACUAAGACAGUUGAGGAAGUGUAUAUGCUGUGCAUCGAAAGUCUGGCAGAAGUAACAGCACGCUGUAUCGAGCAGCUUCAUAAAGUAGCAGAAUUAAUUCUUCAUGGGCAAGAAGAGGAAAAACCAGCUCAGGACCAAGCAAGAGUUCUGAUAAAAUUAACUACUGCGAUGUGUAAAGAAGUGGCCUCCUUAUCAAAGAAGUUUAUGAAUUUUUUAACCACUGUUGGGAGCGACAAGAAGGCCGAGGUCCUUAACCCCAUGAUCAAUAGCGUCUUGUUAGAGGGCUGCAACAGCACCACGUACAUCCAGGACGCCCUCCAGCUGCUGCUGCCUGUGCUGCAGGUCUCACACCUCCAGACGGCUGGCUCAGAAGCACAGCCAGGACCUGGCCAGACUCCAUCCAGUUAAAGAGGGUGGGCAGGCCACAUGGCUUCAAGAUGUACCAGAUGUUUUCUCCACAUCUGGCCCCAGACGCCCCUUGGAGGACUCCACGAGCAAUUUUGCACGGACAGUAUGGAGAAUGCAAGUUGAAAGAAAGCAUCCUGUCUCUUACUGUAUAUGGUGGUUUUACAAAUAAUUGUGUUUUCUUUACGUUAAUUUAAAUUUACAUGGCUUUAUAUUGA
This is a messenger RNA of Lontra canadensis (Northern American river otter), 2404 nucleotides long. It is a transcript of the gene FAM114A1, whose product is annotated as family with sequence similarity 114 member A1. Bases 477 to 2189 code for a protein of 570 amino acids. The record is from RefSeq and is a predicted model, not a curated record. The transcript is spliced from 15 exons. NCBI's taxonomy places the organism in Eukaryota, Metazoa, Chordata, Mammalia, Carnivora, Mustelidae.